Molecule: messenger RNA, 1689 nt
Organism: Colletotrichum godetiae
Lineage: Eukaryota; Fungi; Ascomycota; Sordariomycetes; Glomerellales; Glomerellaceae
Exons: 3
Coding region: 1-1689 (562 amino acids)
Source: RefSeq, a predicted model, not a curated record
AUGGCCGAAAGCAGUAUCGAUGUCACUCGUCUGAACACCUCCACGUCUGAAGGUAUGAAGCCGGCCGAAAGCAAUCGUCUGAACGCCAGACGAGAAGCCAUCCCACCCGCCAACCUCAUCAACCUACUCAUGGGUUCCCUUCUUUCCCAAAAAAAUCUCUCCCUUCCUACACCUCAGGAGAACGAAGAGCUUUCAUCAUCAGACUCUACUAAACAACCGACGAUGGCUCAUCAAAGCUCCCCUUCGUCCAACGAUCCCCCUACCGACAACCCCCUCGACUCCUUCAUUAAGACUAUGUCCUCUCCCUCGAUUGAAAACUCGCCUACCGUCGUUGCCGCUGACCAGCCUGUCGACGCCAUCAUGGAAACCGUGUCUUCCCCCGCGGCUGGUCCCUCGCCCAACGUCGUUCCUGCAGACAACUCCUCUGAGGCCUUCAUUGAGAUCACCUCCUCUCCCUUGACUGACAACGUGUCCAACAUGAUCACCGCCAACAACCUUACAGACGCUGUCAUCUCGGUCAUGUCUUCUCCCUCGGAUGAGAACUCGUCCGACAUCGUCAUCACUGACAACACUCCUGACGCCAUUAUUGAGAUCAUGUCCUCUCCCUCAGUCGACAGCUCCUCGAACGUUGCCGCCGCCGACCACGCUUCCGAUGCCGUCAUCGAGAUAAUGUCUUCCCCCUCGGCUGACGCCUUGUCCGACACCACCCCCAGCCCUACCAGCUUCCGUCGCCUCCCGCUUGCAAUUCGCCAGCUCGUCGGUAUCGGUCCGAACGCGGACGCAAACGCGCGCCGCCCUGGCUACCCUGCCUUUGCCCAUGUCAACAAGGAGUCUUUCCAGGCCUUUCUCCACGCCUACAUCAGAAUCGACAAGAACCCGGGUGAUCCGAUCGUCUACGAUCCAGCAGUCUUGCGCCCGGAGGACAUGUGCGACCUCUUCUUUACCGAGGCGGUCCAACUGAUUCCUCAUGUUGACUGUGUCUAUAUAAACCCUCGCACAGAUGAGAUUUCGCUGGGCUGUAAGACCGACAUUCCCGACCCCGCCUUCGCUCCCGGAUACGUCUCGCCAGACCUUGGAUACAACAUCAACAUUCAAAUCAAGAUGGCACGCAUCGUCAUAGAAGACUUUAGCGCCUGGACCGAUUAUGAGUACCCGAUUCAGCAAUUCAACGCACUCGACGAGGAGCCCGUCGCCACAAUCAAGUUGGACGAGCUCAAAUACCCCAACGUCAAUCAGAUUAUCGCAAUCUUCCGUGGUGUCGAGGACGAAUGGAAAAGCGAUUGCAACAGCUACGUCGUCAACUACAAUGUCGACACUGACCGCGUCUUCGUCGACUACGACAGUAAAGACGGCUCUGAGCUGGCCAGAGAGACCCUCCGUAUCGAGUAUCGCAAGCUGAUGUCUGAUGCAGAGUUGACCGAUUCGGAUGGCGAGUCGGACGACAAGUCGGACGACACCAGCUCGGACGAGGUGGCUCUCAAGGAGCCGGAGUACGUGGACGACGAGGGCGUUCUCACGGUUCGGAUCAUCUUCCAUCGGAACACGGACAAGGACCACGGUCCAUACCUCCUCAAGCCCUUCUAUCUCGACGAGAUCUUCGACCCGGAGGACUUGGAGGAUGGUGGUCGGAUGGAGAGAGUCUUUUGGGAGAUCGCCGCCACCGCCGUCAAUGAGCGCCUUGGCCUUUGA